Grammomys surdaster is the source of this 1089-nucleotide messenger RNA. It is a transcript of the gene Tmem116, whose product is annotated as transmembrane protein 116. Bases 1 to 1089 code for a protein of 362 amino acids. The record is from RefSeq and is a predicted model, not a curated record. Gene Ontology annotation, biological process: adenylate cyclase-activating G protein-coupled receptor signaling pathway. NCBI's taxonomy places the organism in Eukaryota, Metazoa, Chordata, Mammalia, Rodentia, Muridae. The transcript has 11 exons. Gene Ontology annotation, molecular function: G protein-coupled receptor activity. Gene Ontology annotation, cellular component: plasma membrane.
AUGGCCCUGCCACUGGAGACCAGCCGCCUGGAAGGCAGAUGGGAGUCUCUUUUUCCUGCAAUACAGUGGAUACAGUUUGCUGUGGCUACUCUGAGUGUUAUAGGUUCCAGCUCACUUAUCACCUACAUCGUGUUCCAGAACCCACAGAAGGCUGCAGAGAUAAAGCCACUCUUGUAUCUGAGCUUCUCUGACUUGCUUCUGGGAAUUUGCUGGCUCAUAAAGGCACUCAUAUAUGGAACUGCAGCAACCCACAAGGACAGCAUCUGCUAUAACCUGCAGACUGCUGGAGAGAUUUUCUACCUUGCGUCACUCCUCUACACCGUCAGUUACAUCUGGUGUCUGUACACAGAGCUGAGGAGGAAGCACGGCCAGUGCGAGCGGAGCUCAGCUGCACAGGUGACAGACUAUGCUUGUCAAGGUGGUCACAUAAUGUUCCUUUUGUCAAGCGUGCUGCUGCUGCUAUUGAUGACACCUGUGUUCGUUUUGGGCAACGUCAAUGAAUGUUUCCACAACUUCAGCCAGAGCCACAGGUGUAUCCUAAUGCACGCACCACCAUCAGCUACAAUUGAGCCUUCCACCAACACGUCUGUGUGCAGCACACUCUAUCUCUAUGGCGUUACUGUUUUCCUGGCCAGCUUUUCCUUCAGCUUCCUCACCAUCACGGUCUUACUCAUCCGUGCCCAGAUGUUAUAUAAGAAGUUUGUGAAGUCGAUGGGCCUUCUGGAGAGUGAGCAGUGGGCAGUGAUUCACACUGUGGGUCAGCGAGUGUGCUUCUUCCCAGUGGCCUUUGUGUGCUGCUGGGGCCCAGCUGUCACAUUGCUGAUCAUGAAGCUGACCGAGCCUCAGGAGACCUCCCUGCACAUGGCCUUCUCUGUGCUCCAGGCUCUCACAGCAGCGUCCCAGGGGCUGCUCAACUGCGGCAUUUAUGGCUGGACACAGUGCAAGUUCCAGCAGAUAAAGUGUGAGCCUCGCCGUGACGCAGACACUCAGACCCCACUGCUGUGCUCACAGAAGAGAGUUUACAGCAGAAGCCCAAACCCACCGGAGUCUCCUCUUGCCUUUGCUUCCAGCUCUUCCACCAUUCUUUGA